Molecule: messenger RNA, 2141 nt
Organism: Cricetulus griseus (Chinese hamster)
Lineage: Eukaryota; Metazoa; Chordata; Mammalia; Rodentia; Cricetidae
Source: RefSeq, a predicted model, not a curated record
GGAGCACCCCACUUGGCUGCUACCAGAAGCUGAUUGAGUACUAUAAGAAUGGGGACCUGUCCUUUAAAUAUGUGAAAACCUUCAACAUGGACGAGUAUGUGGGUCUUCCUCGAGAGCACCCAGAGAGCUACCACUCCUUCAUGUGGAAUAAUUUCUUCAAGCACAUUGACAUCCACCCUGAAAACACCCACAUUCUGGAUGGGAAUGCGGCUGACCUGCAGGUCGAGUGUGAUGCCUUUGAGGAGAAGAUUCGGGCUGCGGGCGGGAUCGAACUCUUUGUUGGAGGCAUCGGCCCUGACGGACAUGUUGCUUUCAAUGAGCCGGGUUCCAGUCUGGUGUCCAGGACCCGUGUGAAGACUCUGGCAAUGGACACUAUCCUGGCCAAUGCUAGAUUCUUUGAUGGCGAUCUUGCCAAGGUGCCCACUAUGGCCCUGACGGUGGGUGUAGGCACUGUGAUGGAUGCUAGAGAGGUGAUGAUCCUCAUCACAGGCGCUCACAAGGCUUUUGCUCUGUACAAGGCCAUUGAGGAAGGCGUGAAUCAUAUGUGGACUGUGUCUGCCUUCCAACAGCAUCCCCGUACUGUGUUUGUGUGUGAUGAGGAUGCCACCUUGGAGCUGAAAGUGAAGACGGUCAAAUAUUUCAAAGGUUUAAUGCUUGUUCAUAACAAGUUGGUGGACCCACUGUACAGUAUCAAGGAGAAGGAAAUUCAGAAAAGCCAGGCUGCUAAGAAGCCAUACAGUGACUAGCCUGUGCCAAGUCACUUGAGUACCUCAGAAGAAGACAGGCGGGUCUUUCUGGAAAUUGUAAGAGAGUAGAAUUACUUUGCUUCAAUACACUAUGGUUGCUGCAGACCCUUGGCUAGGAACAUACUGGCUGUGGGGAACAUUGAGUUUAGCUAUGGAGAACAGUGUUUAAAACUUUGACCUUUCUUUUUCAGUACUGGGGUUUGAACCUAGGGCCUUGCACAUGCCAGGCAGGUGCUCUACUGAGCUAUGUCCCCAACCUUCUGCCCCUUAUCAUUAUUUUUUUGUAACAAUAGAGAAGAUCUUCAUCAUUGACUGUCAUCAUACCCAAGUGAGGACUCUCAGUUCUCCUGCCCUGACACACAUGGCCAGCACACUCCCACUGAGAAGUUCCAUUUGUGUGUGUGCCUCCUCUUUAGUGGGCAGGGGUUAGUUAGGUCUUGUGCACUUUGGACACAGUCUUUUUGGAGUCUUGAAAGCCCCUCCUUUGCAGGCCUGACCAUUGAGAACAUUUGUUCUAAAGAACACACUUCCAGAACCCGAAUUAUGCACAAGGAAUCUCCUUCCUGUAGGAACCAAGUACCUUAGGGAGAAGCCUAUCACUUGCUCCCAUAGCCUGGAUCUUCUUUUCUGGCUAGCAAUAGCUAGCCUUUCUACAAACAGGUUUUCUGGGUAGGUUUUGGCAUGGGGGGAGAGCUAAGGUGGCUUCCACAGAUAAACUCAGAGUUUCCAAAGGCCACCCAUGUCUUGUUCUUAAGAUUCCAUCAGGAGAAAGGUGGAAGUCCUUUUCCCACCAGAGCUGUGGUUAUUCUCAAAGAAUUCUUACAUACUCCCUAGUAUGGAGGACCACUCAGGUGGAAGACACCGCCAUGAUUCAGUGUCGUUUACCCAAGAUGGAGAGCUGGCACGCCCCAUACACGCAAUGUAUUCUCCUGCGUCAUCAGAGUUGAGUGACAAGAUUAUACACACGUUAGUAUGUUAGUAUUGUCUCCUCGCUUAAAUCACCCUGUCAUUCCCACCUCUCAGGUUUUCAAGGUGUUCUCUGAUGGUCUCAGAGAGUUAGAAGUACAACCUUCGCCCACUUGUUCUUCAAGCCCCCUUCCCAGGCUCCCCUGCUAGGCCUAUAUUUAUCUUCUCCGCUUCUGUGGAGUGGUUGCUGCCUCCUCCUCUGUUCUUUGUGUCUGUCUGAAGUGACAGUUGCCUUUUCUCAGGAGAGGUUUUUCAGAUCCUGGCCCAGGCUCUUCUGGAAGUACUGUGCUUAGUACCAGCAUCUUUGUUUAGUUUUUAUAUGUGAUUGUGCUGUUGUUCUUUGUUAAGCUAAUGAAUCAAUAGACUUGUUUACAAUGUGAUAUUUUCUAUUAAAUCUAAUAUUUUCAAAUAAAAUGUGUCAUCUGUGAA